Salmo salar (Atlantic salmon) is the source of this 1570-nucleotide messenger RNA. It is a transcript of the gene tnr14, whose product is annotated as Tumor necrosis factor receptor superfamily member 14. Gene Ontology annotation, molecular function: protein binding. The record is from RefSeq and is a predicted model, not a curated record. NCBI's taxonomy places the organism in Eukaryota, Metazoa, Chordata, Actinopteri, Salmoniformes, Salmonidae. Gene Ontology annotation, cellular component: external side of plasma membrane. Gene Ontology annotation, biological process: positive regulation of T cell migration; positive regulation of peptidyl-tyrosine phosphorylation; defense response to Gram-positive bacterium.
AUGCAAUGCUCACUUAUUAUUGAUUAAUUACCAUUUUGCGUCCUAUGGCGGGCAAUGGAGUUCUGGUUGUCGGACAUGCUGGAAAUGUGAUCUCGCGUUAUUGUGUCAUUCUCAAUACAGUACCAAUAUAUGAACCGUCUGAUUCAUAUCGCUUGAUAUCUGAUGAUAGUUGACGAUUAUGUCGACUGAUUGCAAUAUGAAACGUCUGAUUCAUAUCGCUUGAUUUCUGAUGAUAGUUGACGAUUAUGUCGACUGAUUGCAAUGGUAUGGGGUGAUCUGACAACGCCCUGAAUUUACGAACGUGCAGAGCGCACCCUCGUAAACGUUUUGUCUCUCGGGUGUGACUCGUGACUGGUCUGAAGAAUAUGGGCGGAAGGAGAUUGAAAUAGUAGCCAUGCGUUUGCCUGAGCAGUGAACACCUUGUUUUAUAGAUUUGACAAGACACUAGUCUAAACGUGGACGGCAAAUAUUCUGUCGUUAUAUAAAUGUAUAUAUAUAAAAAAGUUCAAACAUAAGGAAACAAUCUAUGCGCUCAUUAAACAUAUUUGCUAUUAGGCAUACACGAAAGGCACAUACUAAUUAAUACACGUAUCUAUCUAACGUUAGCUUGUAGCUACUCAGUACGUGAUAGUUUCAGACUUGUGUUAAAUAUUUAUAAAGUGUCUAACGGCACGCAAGAGAGCGACGACUAGUCCGAUUACGUGAACAAUGUCAAUAUCACGUGUAUGGCUUUUGUACUGUGCUGUACUGCUCCAACUCGACAUGAUCAUACCUGCAUCUGGAAACAAGUGUGGCCCUGCAGAGUACAAAUCUAACACUGGUCAGUGCUGUCCAAUGUGUGGAAAAGGUUUAGUUGUCCGCAAGGACUGUACAUUGGAGUCCAGCACGUCCUGCAUACCCUGUACAGGACAGACCUACAUGAAUGCAGCUAACGGCUUGGCCAAGUGCUUUCCCUGCAGUCCUUGUGAUCCAGGUAUUAUGAGGGACCCUAACAUUUUUGGGGCCCAUAAUAUUUCAGGACAAGGUCUGUUCAUUUUGAUGACGUGUACUUCUACAAGUAACUCCAUUUGUCAUGUUCAAAAUGGAUAUUAUUGUACCAGCUCCUCAGCUGGCAACGAGUGCACCUUUGCACUAAGACAUACACUUUGCUCACCUGGACAGAGAGUUAAAGUACCGGGAACAAAAACAACAGAUACCAUGUGUGAAGAGUGUCAGCAUGGUUCUUACUCACAACAUGGUGUGAACUGCACUGCUUGGACUGAUUGUGAAUCCAUUGGACAAUACAAGAUUGAAGAUGGAAGUCAAACAAGAGAUGUUGUCUGCAGAAAAUCACUAAGGAAUAGAGUCAUUGUCUUAGUUCCAUCUUCAGUUUUCCUUUUUGUAGUCAUUAUUUUUGUUUUGUCUGUAACUAAAGAAAAUCAACCAUCUCCUAAGCUUCCUGUAGAGGAAACAGGUUUUCAAACAUUCACUAGUGGCGGUCGAAGAGCUUCAUAGUGAAACUAUACCUCAACUGGUCAAGGACGACAAAGCAAGGAGUCUGACGAAGAAUAUUGACCAGAUCAUUUAAAAA